CCCCCCGCUUCCGGUAGCAGCGGACUACCCAGCUGCAGACAUGGCGACAGGCGAGCGGUUGUCAGUGUCCCAUAUGUGGCCAGUAGAGGCCCGGUUGGCGGCGCUGCUUCCUGACCUGCUGGUGUUCAAGAAGCCCCGGGGACCGGAACCCGAGCUCGCCACGGCCCAGGGCGUCCUCCUUGGCGUCCACGUGACGGGGUUUACAGCAUUAAUGGACAGGUUCAGCAUGACCUGCAAGUCGGAACAUGACAUGGACAAACUGGCCCACGUCUUCAGUUAUUACAUUAGUGACAUCGUGGAGCAUGUGCUGUGUUUUGGAGGCGAUAUCCUAAAUAUCACAGAGAAUGUGCUCCUGGCACUCUGGAUGGUGAAACAAAAUCAACUGAGUGACAUCAUUACCUUGGUGGCAAAAUGCAGCCUGGAGAUACAGGAGAAAUUUGGGAUCUACCAUACCAGAGAAGGCCAGGACCUGCAGCUAAAGAUAGGUCUGUCUGCAGGUCAGAUCUCCCAGGUUAUUGUUGGAGAUGAGCAGCGACAGUACCUCUUGGUGACUGGGCAGGAUGUAGAUGAUGUCCAGUUAGCUCAGCGUUUGGCUCAGGCAAAUGAGAUUGUCUUGUCCUGGAACUGCUGGAAGCUCUGUGAGCAGUCCAUGUUUGAAGUGGAAAUCAUGAGGGAGGAUGAAGCUGUGAAGUUAAGAGAUAUUCGGAUCAUUGACCCAUUUGAUUUUGAUGAGCAUUUUGACAAGUGCCUCGAUUACCUGCCACAUUACCGGACAAGGGCUGAUACUUUAAGGACUGCCCUGGAUUUGGAUCCAGACUCUGCACUUGAACAAACUCUGCGGAAGCACAUAAUGAAAAACCUUUUGAAAAAGAUUGAUGAAGGGCAGCCAAUGGAAUAUAUAUCUGAAUUCCGUACCGUGACUAUGGUUUUGGUCAGCUUAGAGUUCCAUAAGUCAGCAUGGAUGUUGCAUUUGUGUCAUCUUAUCCAGGAGGCUGCCCUCUACAUCUCCACAGUCAUAGAGAAAGGAGGUGGCCAGCUGAGCCAGAUCUUUAUGUUUGAGAAAGUCUGCAUGUUCCUCUGCGUUUUUGGCCUUCCUGGGGAUAAGAAGCCAGAUGAGUGUGCACAUGCCCUGGAGAGCUCCUUCAGCAUCUUCAGCUUCUGCUGGGAGAAUCUUGCUGAGACCAAGCUUGUUUCCAUCAGUGUCACCAGUGGACCAGCAUUCUGCGGCAUGAUUGGGGCAGUAGCAAGACACGAAUAUACAGUUAUUGGCCCAAAGGUGAGUCUCGUGGCCAGAAUGAUAACUGCUUAUCCAGGUUUGGUGUCCUGUGAUGAGGUAACAUAUCUAAGAUCCAUGCUACCUGCUUACAACUUCAAGAAGCUCCCAGAGAAAAUGAUGAAAAACAUCUCCAACCCAGGGAAGAUGUAUGAAUACCUUGGCCAUAGAAGAUGUAUAAUGUUUGGGAAGAGACAUUUGGCCAGAGAGAGAAAGAAAAAUCACCCUUUGUUAGACCGGGAGAAAGAACUGGAAGCCUUUCGAAUGGCACAGCAGGAAUGUUUGCACCAGAAGAAGGGGCAGGCAGUUUUGUAUGAAGGUGGAAAAGGCUAUGGCAAAAGUCAGCUGUUGGCUGAAAUAAACUUCCUGGCCCAGAAGGAAGGGCACAGGGUGUUGCCAUUGAAGCUGAAGGAAGCAGAUUUCAAGCAGUGCUUCUAUGCCAUCCAGACCCUCAUGGCCAUCUUCUUUGAGAUUGACACAUGUCCAGCCUAUCACCGCCAAGAGUACCUACACAAACAGCUUCGUGGGAUGGUGGAGGAACCUCUUCAUUGCCUUUUUAAUGACCUCUUCUUUGUGAAGUUUCCCUUAUCCUUCAAAGUUUCGCACAUGGAUGACCUGACCAGACAAAAGAAGGUUAAGGCGUGUUUUUCUCAGGUGCUUCAGGAGGCAGUGAAGGAAACACCGCUAAUUUUCCUCAUUGAUGAAGCCCAGUAUAUGGAUGCAGCUUCCUGGGAGUUUUUGGAAACAUUGCUCUCCUCUCUGCCCAUCAUCAUGGUGAUGACAUUGACCCCUACCAUCACCUUGUGUGACUGUGCCCAGCACUUCCUGCAGAGCUCUCAAGCUGUCCUGGUGCCCAUUUUGAAGUUGGCAGUGACCUCACUGUUGAGAAUGGCAUGUUGGGAACUGGGGGUAGUGAGCAUCCCCCAAGAGCUGCAGAUCUACCUUCUCCACAAGUGCUUUGGAAACCCUCUCUACUGUGGGGUCUUAUGCCGGGACCUUCUCUCUAAAGACAUAUUGCUCUUUCAUGAACUCCGAAAGGAGGAGGAGAACAGCAAGUGGGAGGCCCUCUCAGCCAAUGCCAUGAAAUCCACACUGUUUAGCAUUCCACCUGCUGGCUCCGAGGACCAGGAACUUUAUAUCUGCACGGUCAAGGAUGAUGUGAAUUUGGAUACCAUGCUUCUCCCACCAUUAUUAAAAGAAAUAGCAGUAAACCAGCUGGAUCAACUGAGCCCAGAGGAGCAGCUGCUGGUCAAGUGUGCUGCAGUCAUUGGUCACUCCUUUCACAUAGAUCUGUUGCAGCACCUCCUGCCCGGCUGGGAUAAAAACAAGCUACUUCAGGUGCUGAAGGCUCUUGUGGAUAUUCGUGUGCUCCGCUGGUUCAGCGAGAGUCAAGAGCUUCCUGCCGAGUCAAUAUUACCGCCUGCCUCUGUCAAGAUUAUUGAACAAACCAAAGAGGAGAAAAAGAAAGAGUCCGAUGCGGGCGCUCCUCUCAGGCCUCAAGAGGAACUCUCCCUGUCUCAGACAGAGGUGCUAGAGUUUGGAGUGCCGCUCCUACGGGAGGCUGCGUGGGAGCUGUGGCCCCAGGCCCAGCAGGUAGCCCUGCACCUCGAAUGUGCCUGCUUUCUCCAAGACUUGGCCUGCCGCUGUGGGAGCUGUCAUGGGGGGGACUUUGUCCCCUUCCACCGGUUUGCCAUCUGUUCUACUAAGGGCUCCCGUGGGACCUCCCGGUUCUGUAGCUACAAGGAUACUGGCUCAGUACUAACACAAGUGAUCACAGACAGACUGCAGCUGCCUUCUCCCCACGAUAGUUUCCAGUUCCAGACAAAAGAAUGCAGAAAUCAGGAGGCCUUCACAAGUGAACACUGCAGAACCGAGGAAGAGUUCCUGGAUCAGGUGAACAGGAAGCUGGCUCAGACCUGCCCUGAGGAAGAUGUGUUGACCGCAAAGCCCUGUCACUGUGAGGAAAUCCUGAAGUCAGUGCUCUCACCCCUCACCCGGCAUUGCCUGGUCAUCGGAGAAACCACGUGUGCGUUUUAUUACCUGCUGGAGGCCGCCGCUGCCUCCUUGGACCUGUCAGAUAAUUACAUGGCCUUCUUUUAUUUGAGGAAGGCAAGCAGUCUCCUGGGCCCGCCUUCAGCAUUCUCAUUUUUGAAAAAGCACAAGGCGAAGAUCUGUCAGUUUGAGGAGGCGACUUUCUGCUGUCUUCGGUCACAGGUCUGUUUCAACAUGGGACAGAUCACCCUAGCCAAACAAUUGGCCAGGCAAGGCCUUCGACUGCUGAAAAGGAGUUUCCCUUGGACCUGGUUUGGUGUCCUUUUCCAAACAUUCUUGGAAAAAUACUGGCAUUCCUGUUCCCUCAGCCGACCUUCAGCCAACCCUCGUGAGAAUAAGAAGAAACUGGCGGUCCUGCAGCAGCGGGUGCACUGCCUCUCCCUGCUUCGGCAGCUCUACAGCCUGGAGACCACGGCCAGCAGCCGCAGGGUCGCCUGCCUUGCCACUCUUAUGCAGAAGAACUCUGCUGAGGAGUUUGCAGAUGAAGCCCAGGUUGUCUCUACCUAUGUGGCCCUGUCCCAGUUCUCCCAAAAUAUGGGUGACAGGGACAGGUGGCUUCACUGUGAGCAGAUGGCCAUUCAGAAAAGCAGCCUAUGUUGGUUCUCCAGGGAGGGACUGUUGGCCACAGCCCAGCUCAUGCAGGCCUUGGCCUACACCAAGCUCUGCCUCGGCCAUCUCGACUUCUCCAUCAAGCUGGGUUUCCAAGCUCAUGAGAUAUGCAGACACCUCAAGAAACCAGCCCUGGAGAAUCUGGUUCUCUCAGUUCUCUUCAGAUCUGCAUUUCUGAAGAAGAAAUAUGACCUGUGUGUCCGUGUGCUGGAGAGUCAGUGGGUGCUUAUUUCCCAGGGUCAUGAUGUCCUUGGCCUGGCCUGCUUCUAUUCUGCUUGCUUAGAUCUGCUGCUCUACGGAAAAGGAUUGCUGUGUCGGCCCUUUGGCGAGUGUCUGCAUUUCAUUCAACACUAUGAACACAGCUGCAUUCUGAACUCGCAGAGUAAUGUCAUGCUGGGGGUCCACUCGUCUCUGGCCAUGUGGUUUGCCCAGGACACACAGUGGACUCUGUUUGAGCAGCACUUCUCCAAGGCUCACCAGUUGGUGCAAAGAACCAAUGCCUCACUGUUCGGUUCUCAUGGCUUUGUCCGGUUCCUGGAGUGCCAUGUGCUGAUGCUACAGAAAAUGCCAGAGGGUGUCUUCAUGCAUACUCCCCCAGAGACUCAGGGCCAGACUCUCAAGUACUUUCAGGAGUUCUUCUCUCGAUGUGCGACCUGCCCAGUCUAUCACCAGCGGGUCUCUGAGCUUAAAGCCUCUGUAAUGAGAGAUGGAAAGAGAGAAUCCAUGUCCUUGACUAACGUCAUCAGACCUUUUGACACCUGCUUGACCAGGAUUUGGAUAGAGGGAGAAUUCCUGGAGGAAAACAACUCCUUGGGAGGAAAUUUAGGAAUACAGAGAUUUGACAGAGUGGCUGAUGGCAAGGAGAAUAAAGAUGAAGAAGAAAUUCAAGAAUGUGUACGUUAACAAAAAAAAAUCAUCUGAAGGGACAGUGGUUCUCUUGUAUACAACCCAAAGAAAUGAUCCAAGUUCUCCUUUUUAAGAUAGUGUAUAGUGUACAUAUUAAAUACAGUAGCCUUUUACCCUCACCACUAUGUAUAUCUUUGUCAAAAUAAAAGCCUGUUUCUGAAGCAUGAAAAUGUA
Molecule: messenger RNA, 5014 nt
Organism: Suricata suricatta (meerkat)
Lineage: Eukaryota; Metazoa; Chordata; Mammalia; Carnivora; Herpestidae
Product: adenylate cyclase type 10-like
Exons: 32
Coding region: 41-4837 (1598 amino acids)
Biological process (GO): cyclic nucleotide biosynthetic process; intracellular signal transduction
Cellular component (GO): cytoplasm
Molecular function (GO): adenylate cyclase activity
Source: RefSeq, a predicted model, not a curated record